Paraglomus brasilianum is the source of this 1419-nucleotide messenger RNA. NCBI's taxonomy places the organism in Eukaryota, Fungi, Glomeromycota, Glomeromycetes, Paraglomerales, Paraglomeraceae. The record is from the annotation of a GenBank genome assembly.
AUGGCAUCAGGACUUAUAGUCACUCCGGGAGGUGGGAUGGAUCCAAAUCGCGCCAGGAAUCUUUUCCGAGUGGCAAAGAUAGACUAUCCCCUGUAUCCCAUUUUUACACCCGAAACGGCCGUAGAGUCUCUGAGUAAGGCUGCAGCCUUAAUCAACCAGAUCGCGUUUCAGGUUGCUUACAUAGAUAGACCACAAGAGGGGAAAAUAUACUUGAUUGUAAUGCCCCCAAAUGCAGAAGAACUGCCAAGUGAUGGAUAUAUUUAUAUGGAGAAUGAAGCAGUAUACAAGAUAACGUUAAAUGACGGUCGGGAAUUGCUCUGGGCAGAAAGAAAGCACGGGUUCGCACCUGGCGAUCUUUAUACUUCAAAGAUGAGACGAAGGUACCGACUAACACAAGGUCCUGAGAAUUUACAAUUAUUAUACUAUGGCAAACUGGAUGAAGUUGCCAAACCGAUUAAUCACGCACUUAUUAGAUCCUAUGGACAUCAUCGGCUUCCUCAUUUAACACCAAGUUUUGCGCGACCAUACCAACCGACGAACAUGCAGAUGUCAACACCCGUUCACACAGUUCAGCCAGCAACACUGAAUCGUAUGCAAUCAAUGGUAAUGGCGCCAGGCAUACCUAUUGCUAAUUUAUAUGGGCAAUAUCAGCAUCGUCAACCUAUCCCUCCAAAUAGAAACAUGAUGCAGCCACUUUCGGUAAACUCGAAAGCUCCACAAAAGAGACCGCGGGGAAAGCCAAAAGGACCUGCGGCCUCGCAGUCACCUUCUGAUGAAGACAUAUCUGGCGAUGAGCUUGAUAGUCAAAGACCUCGGGAUGUUGCAAUUCAAAGAUACAAGAGGCACCAUGAAUUUUUAGCAGAGAUAUUCUCUCCAUUUCCGAUCAGUGCUAUACCCGAACCAGAGUCCGUCUAUGCUUCGAUAAACGUUGAAGACAAGAAACGAGAGUUGACGGAAAUAGAAUCAGAGAUCGAACGGCUGAAAAAGGAACACCAAGAGAAAAUAAAGGAAUGGAAUCGCAAUACAAAUAUUUUGUCAAAGGGCAUAAACGAUUUGAAGAGCGCCCAGAGUAUCGAGGACCUGGAUGUUAUUCAAUCAAUAUUCAACAAAGACCUUGAUAUUGUAAUCUUGCCUCAUCAACCGCUAACGGUUGUAGAACUCGAUCACGCACUCUUUGAACAGGACGACGACGAUGUCGACAUGGGUGGCAAUUUAAAUUCCUCCACCCAGCAACUAUUACAUGGUAUGGAUGGCGUAGUUGAUGAUGAACAAGGCUUGUCAACGUUUGCUUUGCAGCAGGAUUUAUCAGCAGAUGGAGGGAGUGAGUUGCAGGCUAUACUUGAUGCUGCUAAUCUAGGAGGAGCUGUAUUUGACGACUUGGAUGAUUUAUCACAUAUGGGCGGGGAUGUGUUAGAAUAG